Cadophora gregata is the source of this 909-nucleotide messenger RNA. RefSeq lists its product as uncharacterized. Gene Ontology annotation, biological process: ergosterol biosynthetic process. The record is from RefSeq and is a predicted model, not a curated record. The transcript has a single exon. Gene Ontology annotation, cellular component: endoplasmic reticulum. NCBI's taxonomy places the organism in Eukaryota, Fungi, Ascomycota, Leotiomycetes, Helotiales, Ploettnerulaceae. Bases 1 to 909 code for a protein of 302 amino acids. Gene Ontology annotation, molecular function: sterol 24-C-methyltransferase activity.
AUGUCGUCCGCCGAACAGAAGCCUACCAUAGGCAAGAACCAGGCGCUGCAGGAUUACUAUGAGGGCUUCGAAUCCAGGAUCGGAUACAGGCUGAUGCUGGGAGGAACUCGACACUUCGGGUACUACAAGCAUGGAACACAUUGGCCAUUUCCCAUCGGGAAGGCUCUGCGCGCUAUGGAGGACAAGUUAAUCAGCAACCUGGGAUUGGAGAAAGGCUCGAAGGUCUUGGACGCAGGCUGUGGUGUUGGACAUGUCGCAAUUCACUUAGCCAAGAAUGGCUAUCGUGUACAGGCAAUCGACUUUGUGGACCAUCAUAUCGUCAAGGCGCGCCGGAAUAUCAAAGGUUUCGGGGUAGAGGGAAAGGUUUCUGCCAGCAAAGGGGAUUACCACCACCUGGAGAACUUCGCAGACAACAGUUUUGACGGCGCAUAUACGAUGGAGACGUUCGUACAUGCGACGGAGCCAGAAAAAGCUGCAGCUGAAUUCUUUCGAGUCAUUCGCCCUGGAGGAUCCCUCGCCAUGUUUGAAUACGACCAUGUCGACUUCAGCACGAGACCAGAAGCUGUUGGCAAGUCCUGGACGGCGAUCAACAAGUACUCGGCAAUGCCCGCAUACGAUCGAUUCAAACAGGGUGUACUAAAAGAUAUCUUGGAACAGGCUGGCUUUGUGGAUGUGAUUGUGGAAGACAUAUCGGAUAAUGUGCUGCCCAUGUUACGGAUGUUUUAUGUACUGGCUUUCAUCCCGUAUAUGAUCAUCGCAUCUCUGGGUUUAAAGCACAAGUUCAUCAAUACAGUUGCCGGGUACGAGGGUUAUGUCUACAGGGAUGCAGCCAGAUAUAUCACGGUAUCUGCUAGGAAACCUUCAACGCCAGGGGAUAAGGCAUCGAGUGAGAGGAAGAAAGUCAGAUGA